AUGGCAGACAAAUCCCUCAAAUCCACCUGCCACUGUGGUGCCAUCACCGUAACCGUGCCUCAUCAACCCACGGAAAUCAACCAAUGCCAGUGUACGAUCUGUCGGCGCUACGCAGCCGCUUGGGCGUACUACAAGGUGAAUGAAAUCAAAAUCGACAUCAAAGAAGGCGCCAAACUCUCUCAAUGCUAUUGGUGGCCGUUUGAAGAAAAGAAGCCAGACGGUAGUGUAGCUGAGUUUGGUGUUAAUACGAGGAAUAUGGAUCCUAUGGAAAUCUUGCAUGUUAAUCGCAAGAUUGACAAUGCCUGGCUGUUUCGGUCACUUAGUGAUAAAACUCAGGCGCAUGAGCAGGACCAGGCUAAGUACUGA
Penicillium odoratum is the source of this 366-nucleotide messenger RNA. RefSeq lists its product as uncharacterized. The transcript is spliced from 2 exons. The record is from RefSeq and is a predicted model, not a curated record. Bases 1 to 366 code for a protein of 121 amino acids. NCBI's taxonomy places the organism in Eukaryota, Fungi, Ascomycota, Eurotiomycetes, Eurotiales, Aspergillaceae.